Molecule: messenger RNA, 1704 nt
Organism: Penicillium soppii
Lineage: Eukaryota; Fungi; Ascomycota; Eurotiomycetes; Eurotiales; Aspergillaceae
Product: MFS transporter
Exons: 1
Coding region: 1-1704 (567 amino acids)
Biological process (GO): transmembrane transport; spermine transport
Cellular component (GO): fungal-type vacuole membrane
Molecular function (GO): spermine transmembrane transporter activity
Source: RefSeq, a predicted model, not a curated record
AUGUCUUCAACAAUACCCGAAGACCACUCGGAAAAGCCUGAGCCAUCACAUGCCCAACACCAGCUCGUGGCCGAAACCCAAGAAAGCCUCCGCAACCUAGGCAUUUCAGAAACCCACGCUGCACUUGAUUAUAAUUAUCCAACCAUCGGACAUGAUUCAGACCCCAUUUUCCCCGAAGAGUAUACCCUAGAAACCAACACCGGACUUGUGUCUCAAAAGACCCUUGAACAAAUCCGAUCCCACAGCUCGGUUUCAUCCACGCAAAUCGGCACACCGGCCAACGCCAACGAACUAAACACAGACCUCGAAAAAGGAGGCAAUGGUCCAAUCGAAUUUGUCACAUUCACAACACAUGACCCGGAACACCCCUACAACUGGUCUCGCGCUUAUCGAUGGUACAUCACCCUUGUGGCCUCUGCUUUAGUCGUUUGUGUCGCAUUCGGUUCAUCCAUCGUGACAGGUGGCCUCGGUCUGAUUGAGGAGAAAUACAAUGUCUCCCUCGAAGUCGCAAUCCUAACGUGCUCAAUAAUGGUCUGCGGUUUCGCCGUAGGCCCACUUCUCUGGUCCCCGCUCUCCGAAAUCAUCGGCCGCAGACCCGUCUACAUCAUCUCACUAGGCCUAUAUGUCAUUUUCAACAUCCCCUGCGCCCUCUCACCCAACAUCGGCGGUCUCCUCGUCUGCCGAUUUCUCUGUGGCGUCUUCUCAAGCUCAGGGCUCUCGUUGGCCGGCGGCACAAUCGCCGACAUCUGGAGCAUUGAAGAACGCGGCAUGGCAAUCGCCUACUUUGCCGCCGCACCCUACUGUGGCCCCGUCCUCGGCCCCAUCGUCACAGGCUGGAUCAAUGUCGGAUCUCACCGUCUGGACCUCUUCUUCUGGGUGAACCUCGCUUUUGCAGGCGCAAUCAUGAUCCUCGUCGGCCUCGUGCCGGAAACAUAUGCACCCGUCAUUCUAAAGCGCCGCGCUGCACGACUCCGCAAGGAAUCCGGAAAUCCAAAUAUCAUUACCGAGCAGGAGACGACGAAGCCUACGCUGCGAGAUAUCGCCCGCACGAGCCUGAUCCGACCGAUCACCAUGAUCAUGACAGAGCCGGUCCUUGAUCUGAUGUGCAUGUACAUCGUUCUCAUCUAUGCGAUGCUAUAUGCCUUUUUCUUCGCAUACCCGGUCAUCUUUGGUAAACUGUACGGGUACAACGAUGGCCAGAUCGGCCUCAUGUUUAUUCCUAUUCUGAUUGGUGCGGCGUUCGCUCUGCUUCUCACCCCGGCUAUUGAGAAUCAUUUCCGCAAGAUCUGCAGUGCGAGAUCCCCGACGCCCGAAGAUAGGCUUCUUGCUGCACUUAUCGGUGCGCCUUUUAUUCCGAUUGCGUUCUUCCUGCUCGGUGCUACAUCCUAUAAGCAUAUUAUCUGGGUCGGGCCUGCUUCCUCUGGUAUUGCUUUUGGAUUUGGAAUGGUGCUUUGCUAUUAUGCCGUGAACAACUAUAUCAUCGACUCUUACCAGAAGUACGCUGCUUCCGCUUUGGCGGCGAAGGUCUUCCUGCGGUCUGGAGGCGGUGCUGCCUUUCCCUUGUUUACCACACAGAUGUAUAACCGUCUUGGGUUGCAGUGGGCUUCCUGGUUGCUUGCUUUCAUUGGUGUCGCAAUGGUGUUCAUUCCCUACGUCUUUUGGCUAUUUGGCGGCAGAUUGCGGGCAAAAAUGUCCCAUGAGUAA